GUAUUUUGAAUUGGCCGUCUGCGCAUAUAAGAUCAUCUGAGCUGAGUUGCUAGUGGCAAGUUGAGUUGAAGGUUGAAGUAGUCAACUUACACGAUACUUUUGACAGGAAAUGAGUGCCGAAUUAUCUGAGAAAGUUUUAGAUGACAAGAGAUCGUUGCACGAAUCGUUAAUGGAAUUGUCCGUCGUCGAUAAUGGAACCGUUGGAACUGAUAGCAAAGAUUCGAGUAGGACAAAGGUUAGAGAUCUUGAAAAAAAAAGAGAUGAUUACUUAGAGUGGCCAGAAUACUUCAUGGCUGUUGCCUUUCUUGCUGCAAUGAGAAGCAAAGAUCCAUGUACACAAGUUGGAGCGUGCAUAACUGACUCAAAUAACAGAAUUGUAGGUGUUGGUUAUAAUGGAAUGCCUAUUGGUUGCAGUGACGAAAUUUUGCCUUGGGGAAAAAAUUCUUCUCAACCACUUGAAACCAAGUAUAUGUAUGUAUGCCAUGCUGAAAUGAAUGCAAUUAUGAAUAAAAAUACUGCAGAUUUAAGAGGCUGUACAUUGUACGUGGCCCUUUUUCCAUGCAAUGAGUGUGCCAAAUUAAUCAUCCAGGCUGGAAUUAAACAAGUUGUGUACAUGUCUGACAAACAUAAAAACAAGCCAUCCACUGAAGCAUCUAAAAUGAUGUUCAGUAUGGCAGGUGUUAAGUGUCAACAGUUUGUGCCAAAGAAUUCUAAAAUUGUGAUUGAUUUUGAAGAAAUUGACUGGAACAUAUCAAUUUAACUAAAGUAGAAUUUAAAAGAUAAUUUCAAUGCUCUGACAAUGAUAUCUCAUCAAACUUGGUAAAACUGUUUUUCCUAUUUUUAACGUACAUUAAAACCUGGUUGUUUUAUCUAAUACAUUAGCUUGACGAUA
Molecule: messenger RNA, 892 nt
Organism: Daphnia pulicaria
Lineage: Eukaryota; Metazoa; Arthropoda; Branchiopoda; Diplostraca; Daphniidae
Product: deoxycytidylate deaminase-like
Exons: 5
Coding region: 110-760 (216 amino acids)
Biological process (GO): dTMP biosynthetic process; dUMP biosynthetic process
Cellular component (GO): cytoplasm
Molecular function (GO): dCMP deaminase activity; zinc ion binding
Source: RefSeq, a predicted model, not a curated record